Molecule: messenger RNA, 496 nt
Organism: Rotaria sp. Silwood1
Lineage: Eukaryota; Metazoa; Rotifera; Eurotatoria; Philodinida; Philodinidae
Source: the annotation of a GenBank genome assembly
UUUUUGUGAAAAAAAUUUCGCUGGUAAAAUUAGUGAUGUUAGUCAAUUAGAAACACAAUUAGAUCAAUUGUUUGUUGCUCAAAUUACUUAUGAACUAAAUGCUUAUUUAGAAGCUAUGGAAAAGACGAGACUUCGUGAUGGUCUCAAAUGUGUUUUACGUAUGUCUCGUUAUGGUAAUCAAUAUUUACAAAUGAAACAACCAUGGGCGAAAUGUAAAGGUUCUGAUGCUGAUAGACGAGAUGCUGAAAUAAGUAUAGCUCUUGCAUUAAAUCUUGUUUAUUUACUUUCAUUGGUAUUACAACCAUUUAUGCCAACAACAUCGGAUGAAAUUCGUCAACAACUUAAUAUUAAGGAAGGUGUUUAUGCAUUAGAGAAUGCUUUUCGUUGUUAUUUACCAAGUGGUCAUACUAUUGGACAAGCUCGACCAUUAUUUAAACGUGUGGAAAAAACUUUGACAGAUGAAUAUCGUUUACGUUUUGCCGGUCACAAGAAAUAA